AAAACUAUACUGAAUGCUACAGAUCUAUAAUUAGCAAUAGGUUCUUGAAAACUAUUUAUACUCUACUUGCCUGUGGUAUAUGCAGUUAUUUUCACAGCUUACAGAUCCGUCUGUUAUAUUAGUCUGUGUAUAAACAGUAUCAGUUUCAUAAGUUUUUCAGUUUCUGGUUUACAAUCGGAUAGUUGAAGCAAUAAUGCAGCUGCUAACGUUGGUGGUGUGUGUUGCUGUGGUGAUACUACUCGAGCAAUGUGAGGCUACCCCAUCACCCAUUGUCCUCAUUCCGGGUGUGAUGGGUUCCCAACUCCAAGUUAAGGAUCAGACCUCGAGUACAUUGUGUUCCACUGGUCGCAAAUACAAGGAGCUAUGGAUAUCUCCAUUACGAGUCACCCUCUACAAUAUCUGUGCCAAGAGAGAGCUGCCAUUGAGAUACGACGCAAACACUAACUCCUACCACAACAAUACUAAAGUGAAGAUCCAUGUUCCUGGAUUUGGUGGGACAUCGAGUGUGGAAUAUCUCAACCCUGGAUGGAUAAAUACACUCCCGUAUUUUCACGACACGGUGGAAUACUUUGUUGAUCGAGGCUACAAAAGAGGAAAGACUAUUCGAGGGGCUCCUUAUGACUGGAGAUUGGCUGCAGAUGAACUUGAGAAGAGAGGAUACUUCCAUCGUCUCAAGACGAUGAUUGAAGACAUGUACAAAACCAACGGUAAUACCAAGGUGACCCUGGUCGUACACAGUAUGGGUGGUCUCGUAUCCCUUCACUUUCUGACUGGCUUCAGUGGGAUUAACCAAGCAUGGAAGGAUAAGUACAUCCAUGCGUACGUUACAUUGUCAGCUGCUUGGUCUGGUGGUGCAGCGACUGUUCAAAGUGUCAUAUCUGGUUACCAUGGUAUUCCUGACUUGCUGUUAUUUGCGUACGAUUUGAUCAGCGACUUUAUUGUUCCGAUUGGUCGUACAUUCGAGAGUCUUCCUUGGUUGUUUCCGAAGCCCUCAGUGUUUGGCAAUGUUGCUUUUAUAUCAACACCGUCCAAAACAUACUCAGCUAACAAUUAUGAACAGCUGUUUCGUGACAUCAAUGCUCCAAAUGUUUAUCGGGCUUUUCAAGGCGUGCAAGGUUUAGUAUCGGAUUACCCCGCUCCCAAUGUACCAACAUACUGUUUCUAUGGAGUUGGUGUACCUACCCCGGAAAAAUUCACCUAUUCAAAAGAUCUGACACCUAGUAAUGCUAUUGGCUUACGACCAGUUGUUAAGAACGGAGACGGAGACGGAUCAGUAAACACUAUUAGCUCUAGGGUAUGUCACAGGUGGUCAAGUAUGCCUUCCAAAUAUUCGUUCCGGUACAAGGCCUUCAACAAAGUAAAUCACGCCAAGAUUGUGUCUAACAGCAAAGUUCUCGGAGACAUUGGUGCAAUAGUUGGGGCACCUCCAAAACGUAAAAGUUGGUGGGCCAAAAGAUAAAUUUUGUAGUAUAAUUAUAGAAAAGAAGAAUGACAAUUUAAUGCUGUAAAAUUGUGAGAAUGUACGCAUAGUGAUCGAUUUUAGUUGUCUAGCAAAUAGUAAACAGUCUAGUAGUGAUUAUUACCAUGCUUAUACAAACAGAAAUGAACCAUGUUGAAACAUUGAAA
Halichondria panicea is the source of this 1626-nucleotide messenger RNA. Its product is annotated as phospholipase A2 group XV-like. Gene Ontology annotation, biological process: lipid metabolic process. Lineage: Eukaryota; Metazoa; Porifera; Demospongiae; Suberitida; Halichondriidae. The transcript has 4 exons. Bases 194 to 1459 code for a protein of 421 amino acids. The record is from RefSeq and is a predicted model, not a curated record.